This is a messenger RNA of Heterotrigona itama, 672 nucleotides long. The record is from the annotation of a GenBank genome assembly. NCBI's taxonomy places the organism in Eukaryota, Metazoa, Arthropoda, Insecta, Hymenoptera, Apidae.
AUGACUGAAAAACUCAAGAAGUUGUUGUCACAGCAUCUUGGUGUCUCUGUGGUUGGGAUUAUAACCGACCUGUUUAGUUUUCUUGCCGGUCAGAUCGCGGAGUACGGAGUUCAGCGGAAAUGUGGAAAAACUGUAAUUGCGGUUCCAAGGAGAUCUCGAGUCGAACGUACUCCGGUCGGUAUUCUUGGAACAGGGUUCUCUUGGCUGCCUUCUUCACGUUUAUUUUGGAUCAUCGCCUUUGGAAUUUAUAAUAACCGUGAUUCACGAGUCAGUGGAUUUGUAAAUGUUACAGAUCAGCGUUCCUUAUACUCGGGCACAAAGAGACAUUUGUUGGAUCGGGAAUUUAGCCGUGGCACUUCAACGAAAUGGCAGCUGCUAACGAUCGCGAUCAAUUUUCAUAGCUCGUCCCAAAAAUCGUUGGAAAAAAUCGUGGACAUAUCGCUGGCUGUGUCGAGUGGAAUAUCGAAAGGCGAACGUCAAAAGGGAAGAUUUAUCCCCUUGGAGGCUGCGUAUAGUAGCAGCUUGCUGCCGCGUACGAUACACCAUCGGCAUCCGCUAGAUAUACUGCCGAUGAGAGAUAAAUGCACUGGCAUGCCAGGCGUAAUUCCAACCAGUUCUCCAUCUCUCGAGCUCUCGAGCAAAGCAACGCGGGUGGGAGGGAUUGGAAAAUAA